AUACUACAAUAUCAUUGGUAUAGAAAUUCAUUAUAAAUGACCCAUUGUUUGACAAAAUGGUUAUCAGUGCCCGAGACUCGGAGUGGAGACGACUCCGCUCUAUAAUGUCGCCCACAUUUACGACCGGAAAACUCAAACGAAUGACUCCUUUAAUCCUUGAAUGCAUGGACACUAUGAACGACAACAUCGACAAAAUCAUCGCCAAAAAUAACGGCCAACUCUCGGCACCGGUAGAUAUGAAACGAAUUGCCGGAGCCUAUGCUAUGGAGGUUGUAAUACAAGUGGCUUUCGGCCGGAAAGUGUCGGCUCUGAUUGAAUCAAACAACCCUAUCAUAGAAAAUGCCCGCAAAAUGUUUAGUACGAGUUUAUUUACCUUGGUGAAACUUUUGUUCGUAAUGCUAGCCCCAAAUGUGGCCAAAAUGUUGAAAAUAUCGCCGUUUGAUAGAAAAGUUACGCAAUUUUUUCGCGACUUUACCCUUACUUUAAUCGACGAUAGGAAACGUGGUUUGGAGACCGGAAGUCCUGUAAAAAGGGCCGACUUUUUACAAUUACUGUUGGAUUCAAUGAAAAAUAAUAAUCAAGCUAUCGAUGGGUCCGAUGAAUAUACUGAUAGUAAGAGUGCAGAGAAAUAUCGGGAAAUACAGGCCACGGAUGAUAUGACCGAUAAAAGUCUCACAAACGAUGAGCUUAUAUCCCAAUGUGUGCUGUUUUUAUUAGCCGGUUAUGAGAGCUCUGCCACCACACUAUCCAUGUGUCUCUAUAAUAUCGCUAAACACCCGGAUGUUCAGCAAAUACUAUACGAUGAGAUCACAAAAUUUAAGGAGCAGAAAUCAAGUGCCGAUCCGUACGAAGCGUUUUUCGCAUUGAAAUACAUGGACGCAGUCAUCGACGAAACCCUACGGCUAUUCCCUGCGGCCAUAUUCAUAGAGCGGGCUCCCAAUGAGGACUACCAGCUUAAGGGCACCGGUAUUACCAUCAAAAAGGAUCACGUGGUGCACAUCCCAACCUACGCCAUACACAGAGACCCGGAUAACUUUGUCGAUCCGGAGGUGUUUAGACCGGAGAGGUUUUUACCGGAAAACAUAACCCACAAUCCCUAUACGUAUUUACCAUUUGGUGCCGGCCCUCGAAAUUGUCUGGGCAUGAGAUUAGCUCAGUUGGAGAUUAAAUUAGCCCUGGUCUAUCUUGUUCAUCGAUAUGUUUUUCACGCUACAGAGGUAAAACCCUUGGAGUUAGGUGUGGUCACUGCCAGUGGUAUCAUUAAACCCAAAUCUGUUGAUUUAAGGAUUAGUAAACGCCCACCCUUUUACCUCACUGAGACCUCGACCAAGGUCGACCAAUUUGGACCUGGGGCCAAAAGCAUCAAACUCUCGACCUCGACAUGA
Messenger RNA from Oppiella nova, 1385 nucleotides. Lineage: Eukaryota; Metazoa; Arthropoda; Arachnida; Sarcoptiformes; Oppiidae. The record is from the annotation of a GenBank genome assembly.